This is a messenger RNA of Trachymyrmex septentrionalis, 1580 nucleotides long. RefSeq names its product solute carrier family 25 member 35-like. The coding region runs from base 122 to 1063 and encodes 313 amino acids. The record is from RefSeq and is a predicted model, not a curated record. NCBI's taxonomy places the organism in Eukaryota, Metazoa, Arthropoda, Insecta, Hymenoptera, Formicidae. The transcript is spliced from 5 exons.
GACUUGGAGUUUACGUUCGGCGCUGCAUCCGACAUAAACUACUGUUGCUCCCCGGGUGAGAGUAACUAAAAAAAAAAUCGGCUGUUUCUCGCUUUCCUACCGAGAACCGAGAGACGAAAAGAUGAGCACGGUCACCGAGAAAACGCUGGGCGUGGAGUUCGGAAUUGGUGCCUUGGCGGCGGUGGGAGCCGGCUUCUUCACGAAUCCCGUGGACGUGGUGAAGGUGCGGCUGCAACUGCAGGGUGAGCUGGAGGCGCGAGGCUCGUAUCAGAAGAUAUACAAAAACACCGUGCACGCCGCGUAUCUGAUAGCUAAGCACGAAGGUGUAUUGGCUCUACAAGCGGGAAUUGUACCCGCGCUCGCCUUCCAGGUGGUACUCAACGGUAUUCGUUUGGGCGCAUACAAGUCUGCCCAGAGAUACGAACUGAUCACUGACAAACAAGGCAAUACCGAUGUUCUACGGACCACCCUGGUGUCCGGCACGGCCGGCUGCGUCGGCGCCGUCCUCGGCAGUCCGUUCUAUCUGGUCAAGACGCAAUUACAGGCGCAAUCCGCGAAAUCCAUCGCCGUGGGCUACCAGCACAGUCACUCGGGAUCGUGGAACGCCUUCAAGUCUUUGUGGAUGGAGGGCGGCAUCGUGGCUUUAUAUCGUGGAUGGAACGCCAGCAUGCCGCGCGUAUUUGUCGGCUCGGCGACGCAGUUGACUACUUUUGGAUUAGCAUCGGACUGGUUGCGCUCGCUAAAUAUAUUUCCAGAUCGUCCAAUAUUGCUGACCUUCUUGGCCUCCGUGAUCGGAGGUAGUUGCGUAGCCAUCACCAUGCAGCCGUUCGAUGUCUUAGCAACGCGGUUGUACAAUCAACAGACAGACGCGGCCGGCAAAGGUGCUCUGUACAAAGGACUCGGAGACGCAUUCGUCAAGAUAUUCCGCACCGAGGGUCUGACGGGCCUGUACAAAGGAACGUUCCCAACGUGGAUGAGGAUAGCGCCGCAUACGGUUCUGUGCUUAGUGUUUUACGAAAAACUAGAUCAACUGUACAAUGAUUUUAGAACACGAACCGACUGAUAUUAGUUUUAAAUUUGUAUACAAAUGAUAUAUAUUUCAGUGUAUUUAUAUACCUCCUAAAUGUAUGCAAAGUGAGACUUUUGUAAGAUUUUUCAAGGAUGUUGAAUAUUAAAUAUUACAUACCUCUAUUCGAAUAAAUUGAUGUUACGAAUUGGCAGUGAUCGCUCGAGUGUGGAUAGAAAUUUUAAAAUUAUGGACGUACGUUAAAAUAUUGUAUAAAUGUAAAAAAAUCUUAACCGCGUGUACUCUAAUCAUCUUUGCGUAUAACAUCAUUCUACACUAUUUUGAAUAUUUACGAGAUAGAAUAUAUAUAAGUAGUCAAUAGUAUAUAAAAUUUGCUCACAUAGUGAAUUUUUCGCUGGAAUAAAUUAAUCUUGUACCAGGAAGAGCCUUUUCUUACAUCGAUGUGUUGUGCUGUUACAUGAAUCAGAUAUCAGCACAACACGCGAAUUGUCAUUCGCGUAUGAGCAACGUGUGGCGAUAAUGAUUUGUUGAUUCCAUUAAAAAACCGUAUAAA